UCGCUCGGCUGUCUCGUCCCGGCGAAAAUGGCGGGCGAUCAGGAACAAUUCCAGCAGCUCUUAACGGGAUUAUUGAGCGUCGACAACAAGAUCAGACAGCAGGCCGAGAACACAUAUGAUCAGAUCCCCAAUGAAACAAAGUUCCAGUUACUGUUAACCAAUGUUGUAAACAAAGCAGCAGGUGAAGAUGCACGGACUAUGGCGGCAGUCCUCCUCCGGAGGCUUCUCACAUCAAAUUUCGAUGAUGUGUUCCCAACGUUACCAGCUGAGGCCCAAGCCCAAGUUAGGGCACAGCUGUUGGCAUCUGUACAACAAGAAGAAGACAGUAAUAUGCGCAAGAAGCUGUGUGACAUAAUCGGUGAAUUGGCACACAAUAUGAUCGAUGAUGAAGGAAAUAACAUGUGGCCAGAGUUCUUGCAGUUUUUGUUUGAGAGUGCCAGCUCUGCAUCUAUAGCUCACAAAGAAAUUGCCUUGACACUUUUCAGUCUUGUACCUGGAGUGUUUGGCAACCAGCAGCAGCAGCACUUGGGUAUGAUCAAGGCUAUGCUAACAGCUUCUCUAGCCGAUGCUGCAAACCCUACAGUUCAGGCAUUGGCUGUCAAGGCCACUGCAGCAUUUAUCCUGCUUCACGAUAACGAACCAAACAUCCAGAAGAGCUUUGCUGAUAUUCUACCAUCUUUUCUCCAGAUCAUCGCCACAAGCAUCCAGGUUGGUGAUGACGAUGCCUUGCUCAAGUGCCUGGUUGACUUGGCAGAGAGUUGCCCUAAGUUCCUUCGGCCGCAAGUCGAGACCAUCCUCCAGCUUGCCAUUAAAGCUCUACCAGAUCCCAACGUAGGUGACAGUUGGAAACAUCUGUUGUUGGAAGUUGUAGUAACUUUGGCCGAGACAGCCCCAGCGAUGGUGCGAAAGGCUGGUGCCAAGUACAUGAACACGCUCAUCCCACAGAUGUUAACAAUGAUGACAGAUCUUGAAGAUGAGGAGGAAUGGAGUGUGAGUGAUGAGCAGGCUGAGGAAGACAAUGACAGCAACUCUGUAGUAGCCGAAUCUUCUCUUGAUCGCCUUGCAUGUGGUCUUGGUGGCAAGACUGUUUUGCCACACAUCAACUCCACUCUUUCACAAAUGCUCCAGAGUGACAGUUGGAAGUGCCGCCACGCUGCUCUGAUGGCCAUCUCAGCUGUGGGGGAGGGCUGCCACAAGCAGAUGGAGGGCAUGUUGCCGCAGAUUAUGGAUGCUGUCAUCAGGUUCCUGCAGGAUCCCCAUCCGAGAGUUAGAUAUGCAGCAUGUAAUGCCAUUGGCCAGAUGGCAACAGACUUUGCUCCAAUCUUCCAGAAGAAAUUCCAUGACACAGUUGUUCCUGGUCUCCUCCUGGUGAUGGAUGACAGUGCUAACCCAAGAGUCCAGGCUCAUGCUGGAGCUGCCCUGGUCAACUUCUCUGAGGUCUGCCCUAAGAACAUUCUAACAACCUACUUGCCUACCAUUAUUGCCAAGCUAGAGAGCAUUCUUGCUGCCAAGUUUAAGGAAUUGAUGGAGCGUGGCACAAAGCUGGUCCUGGAGCAAGUGGUGACCACCAUUGCGUCGGUGGCAGACACAGCAGAGGAGAACUUUGUAGAGUAUUAUGACCGGUUUAUUCCCUGCCUCAUGUACAUCAUUGAAAAUGCCAGCUCUCAAGAACUUAGAUUACUCAGAGGCAAGACAAUUGAGUGCGUGUCUCUGAUUGGUCUGGCUGUUGGAGCCGACAAGUUCCUGACUGAUGCUGGGAAGAUGAUGGACCUUUUGUUGAAGGCCCAGACCAACCAGGAAGAAAUGGCAGAUGACGAUCCACAGGUUUCUUACCUUAUCUCUGCUUGGGCUCGUAUCUGUAAAAUCAUGGGCAAACGCUUUGAGCCCUAUCUGCCUUUGGUAAUGGGUCCGGUACUUAAGACUGCAUCUCUGAAGCCUGAGGUUGCUCUGUUGGACAAUGAGGACAUGAGUGCUGUUGAUGGUGACGAUGACUGGCAGUUCGUGUCAAUUGGAGAGCAACAGAACUUUGGUAUCCGCACAGCAGGGCUUGAGGAGAAGGCUACAGCUUGCCAGAUGCUUGUCUGUUAUGCUAGAGAACUGAAGGAUGGAUUUGCAGAUUACACAGAACAGGUUGUGAAACUGAUGGUGCCUAUGCUGAAGUUCUAUUUCCAUGAUGGAGUCCGAACAGCUGCUGCCGAGUCUUUGCCUUUCCUCUUAGAAUGUGCCAAGAUCAAGGGGCCGCAGUACUUAUCUGAAAUGUGGCAGUACAUGUGCCCUGAGCUGCUCAAGGCCAUUGAGACUGAGCCAGAGUGUGAGGUUCUAUCUGAACACAUGUAUGCAAUGGCCAAGUGUAUUGAAGUCCUCGGAAUGGGCUGCCUCACUAACGACCAGAUUACAGAGCUGAUUAGAAUACUAGAGAAAUCCCUGACUGACCACUUUGAAAGAUCUGUCAAGAGGCAAGAGCAGAGGAAGGAUGAGGAUUAUGAUGAGGUUGUAGAAGAACAGUUACUAGAUGAGGAUGACGAAGAUGUCUAUGUUUUGAGUAAAGUAGCUGACAUCACCCAUGCACUCUUCGCUGCUUAUGGCCAGCACUUCUUCCCGUUCUUUGACAUUCUUUUGCCCCAUCUCGUAAAAUUGUUGGGCCCCACCAGACCUUGGCCAGAUCACCAGUGGGGUCUUUGCAUUUUUGAUGAUGUCAUAGAAUAUGGUGGCCCAGCAUGUGACAAAUACACAGAUCAUUUUCUACAGUUGUUGCUAGGCUUCGUAGGAGACAAGCAGGGUGAAGUAAGACAAGCAGCAGCCUAUGGUUGUGGUGUUUUGGGACAGUUUGCAGGGCCUGCAUUUGCCACAGUUUGUGCACAGGCUAUUCCCCUUUUAGUUCAGGUUAUCCAGAGUCCAGAUGCAAGAAGUGAAGUCAACCUUAACCCAACUGAAAAUGCUAUUGCUGCAGUUACCAAGAUCCUAAAGUAUAAUAAUUCAGCUGUAAAUGUUGAUGAGGUGAUCCCAGUGUGGCUUUCAUGGUUACCAGUCUGGGAAGACACAGAUGAAGCCCCACAUGUAUAUGGGUAUUUGUGUGAUCUUAUUGACGGCAACCAUCCACUCGUCUUGGGACCAAACAACUCCAACUUGCCACGUCUGAUGCUCAUCUUCUCUGAGGCUUUCAGGAGAGAAGCUGUAGAGAAGGAGGCAGAAGUUACGCAACGCAUGCUCAACAUCGUCCGACAGUUACAAGCAAAUCCUGAAGUGUUCCAAGCCUGUAUUAGCCAAUUAUCACAGGAACAACAGUUGGCACUUCAUAAAUACCUCACAACCUAGUUCUACAGUGUGCACAUAGGCCUUUUAAUUGUUUAGCUUUUGUUCCAGUUAUAAAUAUAUAAUCAACUGAUUGUUAUCACGAGUUGGGAAAGUAAUAUGCCGUGUGCGCUUGUGCGAGUGACUGCAUGUACGCUUGUUUGUGUGUCAGUGUGAAUGGUUGAAAUAUUCUAAGCACAUGAUGCAUCUCAAACAGAAGCAGCCAUUGUGUCAACAUUUUCCAAAAGUAACUUAAAAGAAAGAAAGAAAAAAUACUUUAUUGCAUCAAUACGUCCGUUUGUGUUCAAGCUCAGUUGCUGUGAGCUGCCACAAAUAGCCCUUGAGAGGUGGUUGACUGACUUUCAGGGCUAAAGUAAGUUAUUGAUAAGCUGUUAUGUGAUCUUAGUGCAAGAGGUAAAGUUUAAAUGACUUUUUUUUUUUUUUUAUUUUUUUUUACUAUUGUUAUUUGAUAGUGAUAUUAAGUAAAGGUCCUAAAUAUGGCUAGAUCAGAACUGUUCAUAAGCAUAAUUUUCUCUUAUGUCCAUCUUAGAUCUCUAGAUGUUACAAGAAGAUAUGUUUGCUCCAAUAUUACUUUCCUAUCAUACACUUCAUGUAUAAAUAUCAUGUGCAUAUUUAUAGUUAAAUAAAUUUUCCUAAUGACCUUAUUAUUACUUUAUUUUUAUUUUUUAUUUAAUUUUAAAAGAACAUUCUAUAGGAACACUUUAUAAAGAUACAGUCUCCCAGCAUUUUAUUAGAUUUAUUUAUCACAAGUUUGUACUGCUUGGACUACUUCCAUUCUGAGAUCCAGGGCUUGCUUUGUACGCUGAAAGAUCGAAGACAAAGAACCCCAGGACAAGUUUAGCUGAGAGUUAUACCACGUCAUGCUUUUCUGCAAGGUUGAAAAUUAAUAUUCAUUGUGAAUGUGGUACUUAGUCUAGCUUUUGGAGGCUCUCUUUCAUUAUUAUUGUUGUUGUUGUUUAAAUAGUAUAUUUAUUCAUAUACGUGAUUUUCAUUUCGGUCUGUACAUUGGUUGGAAGGAAAUGUUAGAUGAAGUGUUAAUUUUUUGUGCCUGGAUUCAAAUAUAAUUUUUUUUCUUUUUAUUUACAUUAUUAUUAUUAUUAUUAUUAUUAUUAUUAUUAUUAUUAUUAUACCCCCCUGGUUAGUAUCCCAUGGGACUGGUCCAGCAUCUGCCUCAUGCAUUAGUAUACCUUUUCCCUUCAUACAAGCAACCAUCUUACCCUUGUUAGUUAGACUUUACUCAUUCUGUACUCACUAUUAUAUAUUCCAUGCAAGUGAAUAUCCAUGAGUGUUUGUGUGUGCGCAUGUGUUUUUGUGUGUUUGUAUAUAUAUACAUAUAUACUUUGUGUGUCUUAUUUAUAUGUUUGAUCACAUCCUACAAUUUCUGUAUGCUGCACAACAUGAGUGAAGUGCAGUUGGUGGAUUUGACACCUCUUCCUUUCUGUGAGGGUAAAAAUGCCUUGAUGCAAGUAUAAUAUAGCAUUACUAUUUAAAGUGUAUUUGUACUGUACAG
Molecule: messenger RNA, 4822 nt
Organism: Penaeus indicus
Lineage: Eukaryota; Metazoa; Arthropoda; Malacostraca; Decapoda; Penaeidae
Gene: Karybeta3
Product: importin-5-like
Exons: 17
Coding region: 28-3315 (1095 amino acids)
Biological process (GO): protein import into nucleus
Cellular component (GO): cytoplasm; nucleus
Molecular function (GO): nuclear import signal receptor activity; small GTPase binding
Source: RefSeq, a predicted model, not a curated record